Messenger RNA from Prinia subflava (tawny-flanked prinia), 1854 nucleotides. Its product is annotated as delta-1-pyrroline-5-carboxylate synthase-like. The record is from RefSeq and is a predicted model, not a curated record. Lineage: Eukaryota; Metazoa; Chordata; Aves; Passeriformes; Cisticolidae. Gene Ontology annotation, cellular component: mitochondrion. Bases 1 to 1245 code for a protein of 414 amino acids. Gene Ontology annotation, molecular function: glutamate-5-semialdehyde dehydrogenase (NADP+) activity; NADP binding. The transcript is spliced from 8 exons.
AUGAUCUUACUGUUGGUCAAAAGGGCUGGUAAAACAUUCAAAUAUGUGAAAAAUCACGAGUUGAAGAGUAGGGACACAUUGAAGUGGAUCCUGACUGUUAAAAAGCAGCUGCGCACUCCAAGUGGAGUAAGUAAAAAUCUGUCUACUUCAAAGCUGAACAGCUUGGCUAUUGGUCUGCGUCAGAUUGCAGCAUCCUCGCAGGACAGCGUUGGCCGUGUAAUUCGACGAACUCGAAUAGCUAAAGACUUGGAUUUGGAGCAAGUGACAGUGCCAAUUGGUGUCCUUCUCGUCAUCUUUGAAUCUCGUCCUGACUGUCUUCCCCAGGUGUCUGCUUUGGCCAUAGCCAGUGGAAAUGUCUUACUACUCAAAGGAGGAAAAGAGGCAGCACAUAGCAAUCAAAUCCUUCAUCAUCUGACACAAGAAGCACUCUCUAUUCACGGAGUCAGAGAUGCAGUGCAACUGGUGAAUACGAGAGAGGAAGUAGAAGAUCUCUGCCGUUUGGAUAAGCUGAUAGAUCUCAUCAUUCCACGUGGUUCGUCACAGCUAGUCAGGAAUAUCCAGAAAGCUGCUAAGGGAAUUCCAGUGAUGGGACACAGUGAAGGGAUCUGUCAUGUGUAUGUUGACACGGAUGCCAGUGUUGAGAAGGUCACACGAAUAAUUAGAGACUCAAAGUGUGAAUACCCUGCUGCCUGUAAUGCUCUGGAAACUCUCCUAAUUCAUCGAGACUUGCUGAGAACGCCAUUGUUUGAUCAGAUCAUAGACAUGUUGAGAGUAGAACAGGUGAAGAUUCAUGCUGGCCCAAAGUUUGCAUCUUACUUGACAUUCAGUCCUUCAGAAGUGAAAUCUCUGUGCACAGAAUAUGGGGACCUAGAGUGCUGCAUUGAGGUAGUGGACAGCGUUCGAGAAGCUGUUGAACAUAUCCACAAGUAUGGAAGUUCCCAUACGGAUGUUAUUAUCACAGAGAAUGAGAAAACAGCAGAGUUCUUCCUCCAGCAUGUGGACAGCGCUUGUGUUUUCUGGAAUGCCAGUACCCGAUUCUCUGAUGGCUAUAGGUUUGGACUUGGUGCUGAAGUGGGAAUUAGUACUUCGCGGAUCCAUGCACGUGGACCAGUGGGAAUUGAAGGACUCUUAACUACAAAGUGGUUGCUGAGGGGGGAUAAUCAUGUUGUUUCUGACUUUUCAGAGCAUGGGAGCAUGAAGUAUCUUCAUGAAAACCUCCCUCUCCCUCAGAGAAAUGCCAGCUAAAAACCCAGGGGAGAAAACCCAGGGGUAUAAUUAUUUCCUGAAGAGGUACAGGCUUCAGGAUAAUCUCUGGUGAUGGAGUUUGUUUUUCAGAAUCUUCAAUCUUCAGAAACGUUGUUCUUGGUCAUUUUGCAGUACAGUGAAUACAAAAUGAUCCCAUCAAUGAGAAUCCCCUCCCCCUCCUUUUAGUUCCUUAGACAGUAUCUGCAAACUAACCUCACUUCUCCCAAGGAAAGAUUAUUUUCAAAUCAUACAGGUAACAUAAGGAAGGAUUUCAGUAUCAACUACAUUCCUUUUUUUAUCCCAGUGCUCCCUGUAGCAAAUAUGGUGGUGGAGCUUAAUUUUUUUUUUUCCCUAAGUUUUGUUUUAUUCAAGUAUCUAUUCUGGAGAACACACUCUGUAGUUUUGGUUUUGAGGGGUUUUUUUUUUCAGUCUUAGGAUCAUGGCAUCUCUUGAGAGCCAGAAAGCUUUAUGCCUAAUUUCUUUGUAUUUGAUCAGUCUUGAGAUAGGGGGACAGAUGUUCCAAAUGUAUAAUAAGCUUUUGACCAAAAAACCUUUUAUAUCUAAUUCUUUGUAUUGUUGACUAUUGUAGAUAAAUAAUUGUCUGCUACA